Molecule: messenger RNA, 1793 nt
Organism: Paramecium primaurelia
Lineage: Eukaryota; Ciliophora; Oligohymenophorea; Peniculida; Parameciidae
Source: the annotation of a GenBank genome assembly
AUGAUUGAUCAUUCCUAACUGCCAAUAUAUGGUAUUUGCCUUGAUCCUGCUUGUCAUUCACUAAGACCAUAUUGUAAUUAGUGCAUUAAACAAUUACAUUCAAAACAUGUUGCAUCUUUAAUAUCAUUUGAAUAAAUUUAAUCAUGGAUUAAAAGCAGAAUAAAUUCUAUAUCAGAAAUAAAAAAAUUCAUCAAAUUGAGCUUAGACUUAAUUAAUAUUCUUGAAUUUGUUAAUAAUUUUUAAGAAAAGGAAAUCAAUUAAGAGAAUAUGGAAACAUUACGAAUAUCGUAAUUAAAUUUGCUUGCAAAUAAUUUAACAAAAAUAGAUCAUUUAUUAUAAUUCCCUAAUUGGAGUUAGACAAAUAAAUAACUUCUUGAAAUCUUUAAAUAUUGUCAAACCAUGAAAAAUAUUCAUUAUUUAGAAUUAAAUAAAGAUUAAGCUGAAAAUCAAAAUGCAUUGGAAUAAAAUAUCCCAGUAUAAGUUUAACCGGAAAAAAUUAAUGAUUAAGAACUUUUAAUUGAUAAAUUUUAAGAUUAAUUUCAAUAAUAAUAAUUAGGAUUAGAAAAGGAAGACUUUAAAUAGUAAGAGUUUCCUUAAGAAUUAGAAGUCGAAUUUUGGUCCGCUACUAGAUUUAUAAGAACUAAACUAUUAAUAAACUUAUAAAAUAAUAACGAAAUUCAAUAUAUUCUUGAUGGAUCCAUAAUAAGAAGGUAAUAAUAUAAAUAUUUAAAUUAAAAUAGCGAUUAAAUAAAAGAUACUUCUAUAAGGCCAGAAAUAUUAACUAACUUAGAGUAGAUUUAAUAUUUAUAAUGGAAAGGGGACUUUGGAAAUAAUAAUAAGAAGAUAGGAAAAUGGAUAGCUACAUGGAUGGGUAACACUUUGGAUGGUGUAGGAGGAUAAUACACCAAUGAUGGAAAAAAAAAUGGCAAGUGGAAAGAAUUAUUUUAGAAUUAUUGGAAGUUAGCUUAAUUUAAUAAUAUAAUAGGGAAGCUCAGGUGUAUGAAGAAGGUGUGUAUGAUAAUGAUUUAAGAAUAGGAAAUUGGAUAUAUAAUUAUUAGGAUAAAACAAUGUAAAAAUAUAUGUACUAAAUUAGUAAUGGUGGUAAAUAUAAUUAGAAAGGUGAGAAGGUUGGAUAAUGGACAGAAUUGAGUGGAAAAUUUUGGGAUAAAUCUUAAAUAAUUUAUAAUGGUGAAUAUUAAGAUGGAAAAAAAGUUGGUAGAUGGGUGAUACAGUAUGAAGGAGUAGAGAUGUAAUAUUAAAAUAUAAAAUAUAAGUGGUGGUGGAUAAUAUGAGGAUUAUCAUCCUUUAAAUAUGUUGUUUCAAGAAUAACCUUAUUAUUCAUUCUUGUAGGAAAGGUUCUAAGUUUAAUCAUUACCUUUUUCUGAAAACAUUAAAGCCAAUGAUGAUAAUGCGAAUUCGAAUAAAAAUGGGAAAUGGAUUGAAUUGAGCGAUGGAUUUUAUUGCAAUUCGUAAGUCACAUAUGAGGGACAAUAUAGGAAUGGUAAGAAGAUUGGUAGAUGGGAUAUUUGGUGGAAAAAAAAUUAUGAUGAUAAAAUAAAAGUUUAGAUGUAAUUAUUAUAAUCCUUUUUCAGUGGUGGUGGUUUAUAUGAUGAAGAAUAUUCUUUUAAGAUAGGAAAAUGGAUUGAAUAGAGUGAAAGAUUCUGGGAUAAUUCUUAAGUUAUUUUGAAGGGGGAAUAUAAAAAUGAUAAAAAAAUAGAUUUGUGGACUAUUGAAGCAUUUGGACAAUUAGUGUAAAAUUAUAUUAAUAUUUAAAAAUUUUAGUGGUGGUGGAU